AUUACAGAGCAUAUAAAAAGAAGGCUUCUUGUACACAAGUGCAUAACUAUUGUUUGCUAGACAUGCAUUUGUGCAUGCUUUUUUUUGUUUAUUCAGACGCUCAAGGUUAAGUGUGUCUGCCUGGUGAAUCAAUAAACCACCUGCAGAACACCUAAACAUCAUUCAACACUCACAGGGCUCAUCGAUUCUGAUGAAUUCUGUGAUUGUAUGUCAUUUACAUGACACUUCCAUUGUGUGUAUGUGUGUGUUUUGCAGUUUAACAGGUGGUUCCAGUGUAGAGGAAGGGGAUACAAAGAAGGAGGAUGUGCUCAACAUCUUUUCAGUGGCAUCUGGACAUCUGUAUGAGUGCUUCUUGAGGUUAAAGAGGCGUUUCUGGCCACAGGUCCCCAACCCGUCUCACAGAACUAUUGCUAACUGGUCACCUGACUGUCCCAACAAGCCCGACACUCCGAAAGAAAGGAUCCUGGCGGAGGUGAGCGUGGUGGAGGUGGACAUGGAUGACGGAAAGUCCCUGUGCGAUGAGGAUAAAGCAGUGAUGCCGCUCAAGAAGUACUUUUCGGAGGAGCGCAGCAGCGGCAUCGGUGGAUCGUCCGGCAUGUCCACUCCACACCAGAGCGUGUCCUCCAAUGACGAGGCUGACUCGGGCCAAACCACGGUCAGCACCGUGCAGUACUCUGCCACAGUGAGCAGCGGGUAUAAAGGCCAGACUCCCGGCACUCAGGCGUCGGUGUUCUCUCGUUCCGAAUUGACCCAGCCGCUACUGGAAUGUGAGGAAAACCCAGAGCACCUGUCCGAGGCCAGCGGCCACCAAACGAACUCUUACUUCAAACGACAUAGAGGCAAUGAGCAGCUGCACAUGUAUGAAGGAGAGGAGCCUAGCUUUAGCUCUCUGAGCUUUAGUCCAAUAGAGGAGGAGGACUCGCCCACUCUGACCGAGGAUCCUCCAGGUCCUGCCUUCGGUUACAUGCCGUAA
Ictalurus furcatus (blue catfish) is the source of this 973-nucleotide messenger RNA. RefSeq names its product interleukin-6 receptor subunit beta-like. Bases 191 to 973 code for a protein of 260 amino acids. Lineage: Eukaryota; Metazoa; Chordata; Actinopteri; Siluriformes; Ictaluridae. The transcript has 3 exons. The record is from RefSeq and is a predicted model, not a curated record.